UAUCACUCCGUCGCCUAGUGCAUCACAAAGCAUCGGCAAUCCUUCGAUGGUACUCGAAGCACAGCAAACAGUCCGUAGCGGCCAUAUUGAACCGCGUCGCGUCUCCCACCUCGCGUUUCCCUGGAGCCUACGAGCACGCGUCGCACGCCGCCGACACUACCUGCCAUGCCAUUCCUGGUUCUGCGCAAGUACCACUACAUCUGAGACUAUCAAGGGUCUGAGCCGCGUUAAGGACGUCAUCGCCAAAAAUCUCGCUUUGCGGAUGGAAGAUGUCGAUAAGAACGACAUCUACAACAGCCUACGGCGAGAUGAUGACCUACAAGAAAGCGCAGUAAAGGUGCAUAUAUGCUCCUGCGCGACAAGCUGCUGGGUCGCUACCUCUCCGAGUUCAUGGAUCAAGAGCGCGACGCAGAGCUGGCAGCCAUGGACCCCCGCAACCCACUGUCACCGGACACGAUCUCCUCAGGCGGUGGGAUCGAGCUCGAGGAGAACCCGUUCGACUCCGAGCUCAACGAGUGCAACAAGGGCGAGGACGACAGGCUCGACUUCUCGACGCCGCAGAACGAGUCGGAGAACAACUUCGUCGUCCUCAGUUUGUCGCUGCCCGACCAGCUGCCCGAGCAACACCACCUCGCGUCCUACAUCACCGCCUAACGGACGUUCCCGCCGGUGAAGGAGAAGGCGCAGCACCAGACUAAGCGACACUUUGGCAUACGCAAUCGGUCGCCACCGAUGGAGGCCGUGCCGGAUAUCUACAGGACGCUGAAGGCGCUUGGCAUGGAGCGGAAGGAGAAGGGCAAACUUGGUGAACUCGGCGGAGUUCAUCGCGGACGCGGGUCUGAACGGGCGAAGAUCGAGCGGGCGCGGGAAUACGAUGGGAACCUGCGAGCGAUGGGCGGCGGCAAUAUGCUUCAUCGAGACGCGGGUGAGGGUCCAGGAUGUUGUGGUGCGUGCUCUGAGCUUCGUCGCAUGAGAAAUAGCUGAUUUCCCCUAGAUAUUGAUGAGCUUGCAAUUGUACAUGGCCGACUCGAUCAGCUACCUCGCAAGAAGACAUACAAGGCGUCGACGGAGCCCCGGAUGGGCAAGUUCGACAUAGUUCACCCCAAAUACAUUCUGUCCAAGACGGUGUCCGAGUGCAAUCGGUCGAUUAAGGACUUCAGCAAGCUCGCGGGCGCCACCGAGUAAGGUCCACGCUUCCAUGCGCUACGUUUGUCGAUGUUGUCUUCGUUUGGAGUUGUUGACUUAACCAUCACCACUUUUGCUACCUUCGUCUUCGCGUCUGUACCACUAGCGACUGCUUACUUUUCGGAUAUAUUUGUGUUUAUAUCGCAGAGAUGUAAGCUCAUCAAUUGUAUGUUUCCCAUUCCCUCCGACU
Phanerochaete carnosa HHB-10118-sp is the source of this 1375-nucleotide messenger RNA. RefSeq lists its product as uncharacterized. Bases 346 to 654 code for a protein of 102 amino acids. The record is from RefSeq and is a predicted model, not a curated record. The transcript has a single exon. Lineage: Eukaryota; Fungi; Basidiomycota; Agaricomycetes; Polyporales; Phanerochaetaceae.